Molecule: messenger RNA, 991 nt
Organism: Morone saxatilis (striped sea-bass)
Lineage: Eukaryota; Metazoa; Chordata; Actinopteri; Moronidae
Product: CD209 antigen-like protein C
Exons: 4
Coding region: 263-976 (237 amino acids)
Source: RefSeq, a predicted model, not a curated record
AAAUACUGGGGUCACAAGCAGAAACUGUUUGACAGGAAAUGUUAUUCAAUGUGUUUAUCCAUUCAGGAGUUUCCAGAAAGUGGGCGUACACAUUUUGCUCAAUAUAUAAUAAGUACUGACUCUCUCUUCUGAGUCGAUUACAGAAACUUCCACAACAGUUAGAAAAUCAUUAUUACACCUAAUAAAAGCAAUUUGGUGCAACUAAGUGAAGAGUGCGAGACUGAAGACCUGGAUCAGGAGAAGUUGAAGAAAUAGUUGGAAUAUGAUGGCUACUGUCAAUAGAUCUCAGAGUUCAGUGUGUUGGAUUGGAGCUUCUGCAUUGUGUCUGGGGCUUAUUCUGCUGACUGUGAUCCUGGUGUCACACAAUACCAAUACUAUCAGUCACUGGGACAAGAAAUAUGCAAACCUGAUUUAUGAGAUCACUAAAAGCAGAGACGAACUGACACAUGAGCGAGAUCAACUGAAGAUGUAUUCCAGCAAUCUGGCAGAAGAGAUGGAAGUUCUGCAGAGCCAAUACGACACUGUGGCUGCAAGUCGAGAUAAGUUACAAGAGGAGCUCAAUAGAUUAAAUCUCAACAGGACAGUGCUUUCUCCAGAUAAACCUUGCCGCCAAGGAUGGAUACAAUUCAACAACAAGUGCUACUAUCUCUCUGCUGCUAAAGAGAGUAAAACCUGGGAAGAAAGCAGAAAAGAUUGUCAAGAGAGAGAAGCGGACCUUGUGAUUAUAACCACAAAAGCUGAGCUGGAGUUUGUCAAGAGAAGUUCUAGCGUAACCUGGAUCGGCCUGUCUCGCGGGGAGCAACAAGAUGAGUGGAAGUGGGUGGAUGGAACUAACCUGGAAGGUGAAGGAUUCUGGGAAGAUGGGGAGCCAAAUAAUAAUGGUGGAAUCGAGGACUGUGUCGAGGUCGCGCGUUUCACAGCAGCAUGGAAUGACGCACCUUGUAAUAACACUUUUUCAUGGGUGUGUGAACAUUAAGGUCCUGUGGGCAGC